Molecule: messenger RNA, 2869 nt
Organism: Sebastes umbrosus (honeycomb rockfish)
Lineage: Eukaryota; Metazoa; Chordata; Actinopteri; Perciformes; Sebastidae
Gene: pmpca
Product: peptidase, mitochondrial processing subunit alpha
Exons: 13
Coding region: 202-1884 (560 amino acids)
Cellular component (GO): mitochondrion
Molecular function (GO): metalloendopeptidase activity; metal ion binding
Source: RefSeq, a predicted model, not a curated record
AUAGUUUUUGCCAAUUUUGAAUUUUUGAGUUGUAAGUUUUCAAUCAUAGUCAAUGUGUUUUAAAAUCAGUAUCUUUAAAAGUAUAAAAAGAGUGUAUUCUUUUAAGCCAUAUAAUUCUAUGGAUAUAAUAUUUAGAUAUUAAUCAAAUUAAUUAUGUAAAUUUCUGCUGAAAAACUGGGAUUGUUAAAAGUGGGUAAUAAUAUGUCAAUCUUUGUUAGUAUGUCAUCUUUUUGUUUCACAGUAGUAGAGUUUCUGCACCGGAAGUGCUUCAGGAAGGUUUCAUCAUCAUCCGGGUCACUCUCUGGUCACAGAGGAUCGAAGAUGUCGGCUCACAUGUCGAGGUGUAGAAGCUGGAGGAGCUGGAGUCGUGUUCAGAGGUUUGGGAUCGCUGCGUACAGAAAGUACAGCAGUGGCGGCGGAUACCCAAAUAUCUCCCUCUCGUCUCCGCUGCCUGGGAUCCCCAAGCCCGUGUUUGCAUCUGUGGAUGGUCAGGAAAAAUAUGAGACCAAGAUCACUACCCUAGAAAAUGGCCUCAGAGUCGCUUCCCAAAACAAGUUUGGUCAAUUCUGCACAGUUGGAAUUUUAGUAAAUUCGGGAUCCAGACAUGAAGCAAAGUACCCGAGUGGGAUAGCACACUUCGUAGAGAAACUCGCCUUUUCUUCCACGGCUCAGUACGGGAGUAAAGAUGAAAUUCUCCUCACGUUGGAAAAACAUGGAGGGAUAUGUGACUGCCAAACAUCAAGGGAUACCACCAUGUAUGCAGUGUCUGCUGAAGUCAAGGGCCUGGACACGGUGGUCAGUCUUCUCUCUGAUGCUGUUCUGCAGCCUCGCCUGCUGGAUGAAGAGAUCGAGAUGACCAGAAUGGCGGUACGCUUUGAGUUAGAAGAUCUAAACAUGAGGCCGGACCCUGAACCCUUACUCACUGAGAUGAUCCAUGCUGCCGCGUAUCGAGGCAACACGGUCGGACUGCCUCGCUUUUGUCCCGGAGACAACGUGGACAAGAUUGACAAGAACGUGCUCCACAGCUACCUGCGUAACUAUUACUGUCCGGAGCGGAUGGUGCUGGCUGGAGUGGGCAUCGAGCACGAGCAGCUGGUUGAAUGUGCCAGGAGAUACCUGCUGGACGCCAAGCCGGUGUGGGGAACGAGUUCAGUGGCCAACGUGGACCUCUCUGUAGCACAGUACACCGGUGGCAUCAUCAAGAUGGACAAGGAUAUGUCGGAUGUGAGUCUCGGCCCCACCCCGAUCCCAGAGCUCACUCACAUCAUGAUCGGCCUGGAGAGCUGCUCCUUCCUGGAAGACGACUUCAUCCCAUUCGCGGUGCUCAACAUGAUGAUGGGGGGAGGUGGUUCCUUUUCAGCAGGAGGACCUGGGAAAGGCAUGUUCACCCGCCUUUACCUGAACGUGCUCAACAGGCAUCAUUGGAUGUACAAUGCCACCUCCUACCACCAUAGCUAUGAGGACAGUGGUCUGCUGUGUAUCCACGCCAGUGCAGACCCCAGACAGGUGCGGGAAAUGGUGGAGAUAAUAACCAGAGAGUUCAUUCAGAUGGCUGGCAACGCAGGAGAGAUGGAGCUGGAGAGGGCCAAAACUCAGCUCAAGUCCAUGUUGAUGAUGAACCUCGAGUCGCGGCCGGUUAUUUUUGAAGAUGUUGGUCGCCAGGUUCUCUCCACAGGAAAGAGAAAGCUGCCACAUGAACUGUGUGAUCUAAUAAGCAACGUGACAGCCAGUGACAUUAAGAGAGUAACCACCAAGAUGCUGCGCAGUAAGCCCGCAGUAGCAGCGCUGGGAGACCUGACGGAGCUGCCCUCGUACGAACACAUCCAGGCCGCCCUGUCCAGCAAAGACGGACGUCUGCCCCGCAUGUAUCGCCUCUUCCGAUAGACCCCCAUCAAGCCGGUCCUCGGCUGGCAAACACCACUGUAAAUAAACUGGACUUGAAGAUUACACUAGUGUUCCCUCCCACCACCGAGCUGGACACAGCUCACUCUGGGAGGGGACUAAUACCCGGGCUCUGGGCUCAACCUCUGAGAGUGGGGAUUUUAAAGAAAAGUUACAUUUUACUCUACAGUAACCAUAGUCUACGUACAGUUGGAGUAUCUGUAUUUAUUGUUUGUGGGCAGGAAAGCCAUAUUUCACUAUUUACUGGGGUGGAGUUUGGUUUUAAAGGGACAAUUUACUCCAAAGCCAAAAUUACAGUGUUUGGUUUCUCAUUUCAAAACCUAAAUACCAACCUGUUAUGUUUAAAUUCAUGAAUGACUGACAUUACGCUGUGAAAGUAAAGCAGCAUAUACGCAAGAGAAGGGGCGGCUAACAUCCCCAGCAGCGUCUAAACUUUUAUUAUUUUCUCGGCUUGAAAACCCUCGGCUCUCUAAAACUCACCGAGCUCCACCUCCUAUCUUCUUCCAGAACGGAUGGAUCCGAAAACAGUUUAAAAUCUUACUAUUUAUAUGACAGCACUUCAUAAUCUCCCUUCACAAGCACAGGAGACUUUACACAGUGAUGGCAACUGUAGCCAAUAUGCCCUCGAGACUUAAAUCAUGGUUUCUGUCAUUGUGUCUCAGUUUUACUGUAAAGAGAUUGAAAUCUAACGUGAAACCUGUUUUGUUUUUUUGUAUUUUUGUGGUUGUGUUUAUGCCCUUGCAUAUUAAAAAAAUUAUAUAUAUAUUAACAGGAUAAGUUAAAGGAAUAAUUUGAUUUUGGGAAAUACGCUUAUUCACUUUCUGGCAGAGUUAGAUGAGAAGAAUGUAUCUGUUAAAGGCUACAGCCAGUCGCCUCUUAGCUUAGAAUAAAGACUAGAGAGGGAAAUGACUCACCUGGCUCUGUAACAAAAUUCAUCCUGCAGCACAACUAAAGCUCACUAAUUGCU